AUGGCGGCUGAAUUCCGGAUGACCAGACCUGACGGAAGGCGGAGUGAAUGCAGGACGCGGGACACAGGCAAAGCAGACAGGGCGGCGCAGCACGGCUGGAGCCGGAAGGACGUGAGCCGGAAGCUGCAGCCGGAAAGAACGUUUGCACGCAAAACACCAAGCCUCCAGGAGAAGGUCGCCGGGCAGCCAGAAAGAGGUCUGAUUCUGCAUUGUCUGUCUUUAUUACAGCCAUUAGACUUUGAAACGAAGAAGGCGUACACUUUCAAAGUCGAAGCUUCCAAUGUCCACCUCGACCACCGCUUUCAUUCCGUGGGCCCAUUCAAGGACACCGCCACCGUGAAGAUUAAUGUGCUGGAUGUAGACGAACCUCCAGUUUUUAGCAAGCCUUUUUACACCAUGGAGGUUGAUGAAGAUACUCCAGUUGGGACUAUUAUAGGAGCUGUAACAGCCCAAGACCUUGAUGUCGCCAACAGUGCUGUCAGGUACUUCAUAGACUGGAAGAGUGAUGUGGACAACUUCUUUACAAUAGACGGAACAGAAGGUACCAUUGCCACAAAUGAAUUGCUGGACCGGGAGAACACCGCACAGUACAAUUUUUCAAUUGUCGCAAGCAAAAUUAGCAAUCCACUAUUAACCAGCAAGGUCAAUGUCAUCAUAAAUGUCCUAGAUGUCAAUGAAUUCCCUCCUGAAAUUGCAGUGCCCUUCGAGAGCUAUGUGUGUGAAAAUGCAAAGCCAGGACAGGUGAUUCAGAUUGUCGGUGCUGCGGAUAAGGAUUUGUCGCCUGCUGGGCAAAGAUUCUCCUUUCGACUGUCACCGGAAAUUACUGCGAAGCCAAACUUCACAGUCCAUGAUUACAGAAAUAACUCCGCUGGCAUUGUGGCCAGGAGAAGUGGCUACAGCCGGAGGCAGCAAGAGUUGUAUUUCCUCCCGGUUGUGAUAGAAGACAGCAGUUACCCCAUUCAGAGCAGCACCAACACGAUGACGAUCCGAGUCUGCAGAUGUGAUUCUGAUGGUACCAUCCUCUCUUGCAACGUGGAGGCCAUCUUCCUGCCGGUCGGACUCAGCACAGGAGCCCUGAUUGCAAUCUUGUUGUGUAUUGUUAUACUUCUGGUCAUCGUCGUCCUGUAUGUGGCGCUGAGACGGCAGAAGAAGAAAGACACCCUCAUGACCUCUAAGGAAGACAUCCGGGACAACGUCAUCCAUUAUGACGAUGAAGGAGGUGGUGAGGAGGACACUCAAGCUUUUGACAUCGGGGCCCUGAGGAAUCCGAAAGCGGUUGAGGAUAACAAAAUACGCAGGGACAUAAAGCCAGAGGCUCUCCGCUUGCCUCGUUCGAAACCACCUGCAGAGGACAACACAAACAUCAGAGAUUUCAUAAAUCAACGGCUGCGAGAAAACGACGGGGACCCCUCCGCACCCCCUUAUGACUCUCUAGCGACAUAUGCUUACGAAGGGAAUGGAUCAGUGGCUGAGUCCCUCAGCUCCAUCGAUUCUCUUGCGACAGAAGCAGACCAGGAUUAUGACUAUCUGAGUGACUGGGGGCCACGCUUUAAAGUCCUAGCAGACAUGUUUGGAGAAGAAGAAAGUUAUAACCCCGAUAAAGUCACUUAG
This is a messenger RNA of Gekko japonicus, 1611 nucleotides long. Its product is annotated as cadherin-12-like. Gene Ontology annotation, molecular function: cadherin binding; calcium ion binding. Gene Ontology annotation, biological process: cell-cell junction assembly; cell morphogenesis; adherens junction organization. Lineage: Eukaryota; Metazoa; Chordata; Lepidosauria; Squamata; Gekkonidae. Gene Ontology annotation, cellular component: adherens junction; membrane; catenin complex. The record is from RefSeq and is a predicted model, not a curated record. The transcript has 7 exons. The coding region runs from base 1 to 1611 and encodes 536 amino acids.